This is a messenger RNA of Pseudozyma hubeiensis SY62, 2400 nucleotides long. RefSeq lists its product as hypothetical. The transcript has 2 exons. The coding region runs from base 1 to 2400 and encodes 799 amino acids. NCBI's taxonomy places the organism in Eukaryota, Fungi, Basidiomycota, Ustilaginomycetes, Ustilaginales, Ustilaginaceae. The record is from RefSeq and is a predicted model, not a curated record.
AUGUCGUUCGACGCAGGAUCGACGUUUCAGGAGCAAAUGGCGGGGCCUUCCCGGCCUCGUUUUACAGGUUGGCUCGCCAUGGCUCCCGAGGUCGAUCCACCUCGUCCUGCUCCUGCGACGACCACCACAGACGCUACCCGUCCAGCGCCACUAGCACAAGCACACAGCUCCUCUGAAAGCGCAGGCUCCGAAAAGCCGGUCGCUUCCACACACGGCUUUGGCUACCUCGGCCAGCAAGUCAAGCUGCCGCAGCGCAAGAAGCGCCGCGCAACUUUCCAAGUAGGCUCCCCCGGUCUGUCCGAAGAUGAAGCCGGAAGCUCCUCGAGCCAUCACUCGUCGCGCGCCAGCUCGGACGACCCCGAAUUCGACGUUCGCGCCUCGUUCGCACCCAUGCCAGCUUACGGCAAGAACAGGCCGUCGGCACAGCUUUCCACAUACCGAGGCGUCGGCGAUCAGAACCGUUCAGCGUACGCCAUGCAAUCAGACACGGCUACCAUCCGGGGCGGCGCAGCCGACCCAGCCGACAGCAGCAGCGACGAUGAUACCGAUGGACUGUCGUUCGGCGGUCGCCGCUGGAAGGGCAAGACGGUUCACGCAGUCGAGCAAGAGCUGGAAGCGCUGCGGGAUGAAAGGCUCAUGAGUCAUGCCCCCGACGCUGCCUACCUUGCGUCGCGCCUCGAAGGCGUCCGACGCAACCUCGAGAUCGAGGAACGCACGCCCAACUACGUGCCCUACGACGAAGACAUGCUCACAGACGACGACGAGGCUUCCCUGGCUCCGCACGCAUCGGAGGUGGUCAGGCAACUAUACCCAUUCCAGCAUGCCAGUGCGUCUGCCGAUGUUGCGUCCGCCAUGCCGCACCGUCCUGUCUCGAACGCUUCGUCGGUCAGCCUCGUCGAAGGCGAAACACCGCAUGAUCUCGACUUUGGGCUUCAAUUCGACCCGGCCGCCUCCUACUCGGCCCGCUCGGACGACGUCAAGGUGCUCGAUCCCGACCAGGUUUCGAUGCCUGCUGUCUCGCAACCACUGGCACCGACGAGCGCCAAGACGAUCGACCCGGCCGCCAGAGCUGCGGCCUUGGACGCACGUAUCGAAGUGCGCACGCUUCGACGCGGCGAUCUGGAACAAGUUCGCGACCUUCACUCCUUUCACGGCGAUUCAGACAGAUCGCCCGAUCACGGUGAGACGUACGCUUCAACGGCCUCGUUCCUGCUGCGUCUUUUGGUCGACGAUCGACACGUCUGUCUCGUCGCUGUUGCCAAACCUAUCCCUGAGCCGGCUACGCCGCUACCAGAUCUGUCUGGCACUCGUAAGCUUGAUGCUCCCAUCACACCUGGUGUCGCGGCCGCCGGCGGAUCGUCCGGCGUCGCCUCACCUGCCGUUGGUACACCGAUCGAAGGCUUGAAGUCGUUGCAUCUCGCAACCGCCGCUGCAACGGAGCAAGACGGCGACGACGGCAAUUCCUCGUCAGGUGAAGCCGGCAGCAGCCUCUCUUCGUCCCCGCAAGCCACGUCUUCCGUCUUCUCCACUGCCACGGAACAAGCUGCUGAACAACUCUCGCACUCGACGCUCGCACCCAUCGCACCUCACACCCGCAUGAUCAGUCCGCGCGACGCUCACGGUAGGAUCAACAACACCCCUGCCACCUCAGUGUUCUCCGACAUUUUCGCCGAACGUGGUCUGCCCACCCACAAGUUCACACUCGACGAUCUUCCCGGGCCUACCGAGCCGACGGAUGUCGUCAAACGGGUCCUGUCGAUUCCACCUGCACGAUCUCGGGAGGUGGAGACGGAGACGAUCCUGGGAGUGGUUUCUGCGCAACUGAGUGUUGUUAGUGCUGCAAGUGAGGAUUCGCUCUUCUCUUCUGUGAAAGAGGAGGCGAGUAGCAUCGUAGAGGUGCAUCUGUUGACGCUUGCUACAGCGCCGGAGGAGAGAGGACAAGGGUUGGGAGCAAAGCUGCUCUCUAGCCUGCAUGCGGAGUGCAUGGUGAAAGCCAGAUUCAUGGCGUUGAAAUCACGUUCCCGCGGCAGAACCGGUCCACUGCCCGUGGUUCAACCGAUCACUCCCACAUUCACGGACGAAUCGCCGCUCGCAACUCCUGCCAACGAAUCCUUCCUGCAAAACCUUCAACCCGGUCCAAGCCUCGUCUCCCUGCGUGACGCUACGCCGGCGAAAGGCACCUUUUUGGUCCGAACGCAUCUCGAGGUGCAUCCUUCCAACAUCCACGCUCUCUCGCUCUACAGAGCCCACGGUUUCAGCGCCCCGCACGACGACGCCAAGGCCAUCAAGAGAGGCUUCUACAGGGGUGACGUAAGGAUCGCUGCGAGGGAGAGGACCAAGAGAGGUGGAACCGACGCUUGGGUGCUGGAGAGGUGGGAUGGGUUAUUGUCCGACAGGUAG